AUGGCGCCGCCGCCGAAUGUUCCAGGUUUAGUUCAACCAAAUACGACAACCUUUGCACAACCGAACAUACUGCCACCGUAUACCCAAAUGUAUGGCCCACCUUACAAUUUUCUUAGCCAGUAUAGCAAAGCCGACAUCAACUUCACUCCAAUGAAGAUUUCCAGUCGGCAAGUGAUGACGAAGGAUCUGCCUUCCUUCUCCGGUAAGCCUGAGGACUGGCCCUUAUUUAUCACGAAUUACGAGCAGUCCACCGAGCGAUGUGGAUUCACCGAUCAAGAAAAUUUGAUCAGACUACAAAAGUGCUUAAAGGGGCCAGCCCUCGAAGCAGUGCGUGGUAGGUUAAUGAUGCCAUCAACAGUGGGGCUGGCUAUCAACACACUGAGAAUGCUUUAUGGUAGGCCAGACAUUAUUCACCAAACAAUGCAGUCGAAAUUAAGGCAAAAACCUUGCGUUAAGGCUGAUAAAUUGGAAACGCUCGUAGCGUUUUCCCUCGCAGUGCAGAACUAUCGCACUACAAUGCAGGCGGUCGGGCUUGCCGAUUGUUUAAAGGAUCCUGCGUUGCUAAAUGACUUGGUAGCUAAGUUGCCCAGCGACCAAAGGCUCAAUUGGGGUAGUUAUCGUAUGUCACUCGGUCGCGCCGACAUUGGUACAUUCGACGAAUGGCUUUUUGGACUAGCUAGAAAAUUCCACCAAUUCGUUGCGCUACGUAUUGGAGAGAUUCUAGAGGGUUCCAGCGCUAAAGAGUGGAGGUGGUUACCAUCUUGCGAAAACGUUGCCGAUGAAGGCACGAAAUGGAACGAGGAUCGUAAAUUUGACGACAACCCACCCUGGUUUCAAGGGCCAAAAUCCCUAGCUGAGCCCGAAUCUUACUGGCCCGAAACAGAGCUAGUAGUCACUAACUCAAAUGUGACCGCAGAGCUGCAUCACAUAAGCACGGCAGAUGCUGUGGCGCUGUCAGUAAUUUCCCCAGAGGUGCAGAGGUUUAGCUCCUGGGAAAAGUUGCGUUGCACACAGCAAUUUGUCUUGCGUUUUCCGCGCCUGGUUCUGAAGGUCACUCCUCAGUCGCUACUAAAACUGUUCGAUUUGCGCGAUUUUGAGGCAGCAGAGCUCGUUAUCAUAGCCGUGGGCCAGGAAGCUGCGUUUAGCGGAGAGAUAAAGAGCCUUAAGAAUGGUCAAGGAAUUCAGCGGCAGUCCAGCAUCUUUAAAUGGUCGCCUUAUCUUGACGAUAUUGGGCUUCUUCGUGUAAAAGGAAUAAUUGAUUUCGCAAAUGGUGUGGCCGUCAGUGUGAAGCGGCCCUUAAUACUUCCGAAGAAUCACCCAGUAACGCGAUUAUUAAUUGACUUUUAUCAUAGAAAAUUUCACCAUCAUCAUAACGAGAUCAUCGUCAAUGAGAUGCGCCAGUGA
Molecule: messenger RNA, 1404 nt
Organism: Rhagoletis zephyria (snowberry fruit fly)
Lineage: Eukaryota; Metazoa; Arthropoda; Insecta; Diptera; Tephritidae
Source: RefSeq, a predicted model, not a curated record